AAAAAGGGAACAAAGACACAAUAAAUUGAAGAAAAAAAAACAACAACAACCCGAUACUGUUCGAAUAAGCCAUCCCAUCAUAAAGGAUUUAAACUUCUUUGAGAUUUACACGCGUUAUCAAGCGACUGUUUCCAUGACACCACACCCACGGUCAGUGUGUCCUUCCGUCCACGAUGUCCCCUCCCCCACACCGGCUCUUUCCUCUCUCAUGCCUGCUUGGAAAGCCGCGAGCUCUCCCGGGCAUGCAGUAAGUGACUAACACUGGUGGAUAGGAGGCGCUGUUGAGUCACACCCCCGCUGGCCUCUGUGAUACAACUACCGUCAGGAGGAGGAGGGGUGAAGGAAAAAAACCAACAGGGUAGCUCGGUCUUUGUUUCUGGCUAGGAGGAAAACCCAGAGACGUUGCAACCGGCGAGGAAUCAAAUAUACCCUUUCACCGCUAGAUUCCCCCAGGGGUCCUUGCUGCUAUCACACAUUCCCAUUCUCCUGAGAGAUGUCCACUCCUGACGCCCCAAUGGGAGGGACACCUCGACCUGGACCCUCCCCAGGCCCAGGUCCGUCUCCAGGAGGAAUGAUGGGUCCCAGCCCAGGUCCCUCACCAGGCUCAGCCCACAGUAUGAUGGGGCCCAGCCCAGGACCUCCUGGAUCGGGGCACUCCCAUCCUCCACAGGUACCCUCAGGAUAUCCUCAGGACAAUAUGCAUCAGAUGCACAAGCCCAUGGAACCCAUGCAUGAGAAGGGAAUGCCCGAUGACCCCAGAUAUGGACAGAUGAAGGGCAUGGGUAUGAGACCGGGUGGACACAGUGGAAUGGGACCACCUCCAAGCCCAAUGGACCAACAUUCCCAAGGUUACCCCUCACCACUGGGUGGAUCAGAACAUGCACCCAGUCCUGUUCCAGCAAAUGGCCCUCCCUCUGGUCCCAUGAUGCCUGGAGGCCCUCCUGGUCCCGGUGGUGGUCCAAUGGAUGGCAGUGGUGACCCGAACCAAGGAAUGGGUCAACCUAACCGUGGAGGUCCCCAAGGUCCAGGUGGACCUGGUAGUGCGGGAAGUGGACCUGUUAGUGCAGGCGGACCCACUCCGUUUAACCAGAACCAGCUGCACCAACUCAGGGCCCAGAUUAUGGCUUACAAGAUGCUGGCCCGGAGUCAGCCUCUACCAGAGCACCUGCAGAUGGCGGUCCAGGGGAAGAGGCCCAUGCCUAACAUGCAACAGCAGAUGCCUAACAUGCCACAAUCUACAGGACCAGGAGGUGGACCUGGACCUGGACCAGGACCAGGACCAGCUCAGGCCAACUACAACAUGCCAUAUGGUAUGGUCGGGCCCAACAUGGCACCCACUGGACCUACAGGGGUGCCCCCUGGUAUGCAAGGCCAGCCAACUAACGGCCCCCCUAAAUCCUGGCCGGAAGGACCAAUGGUAAAUGCUGCUGCCCCCGCCAACGCACCCCAAAAGCUGAUUCCACCUCAGCCCACAGGACGGCCCUCCCCUGCUCCUCCGUCUGUGCCUCCUGCGGCCUCCCCAGUUAUGCCCCCUCAGACGCAGUCUCCGGGGCAGCCUGCACAGCCCGCCCCUAUGAUGCUGCACCCAAAACAGAAUCGCAUCACACCCAUUCAGAAACCCCGUGGGCUGGACCCAGUGGAGAUCCUCCAGGAGAGGGAGUACAGGCUCCAGGCCCGUAUCACUCAUCGUAUCCAGGAGUUGGAGAACCUUCCUGGUUCUCUCGCUGGAGACCUGCGUACAAAGGCUACAAUCGAGCUGAAGGCCCUGCGGCUGCUCAACUUCCAGAGACAGCUGCGCCAAGAAGUGGUGGUCUGCAUGAGACGAGACACCGCUUUAGAGACGGCUCUUAACGCUAAGGCCUACAAACGCAGCAAACGCCAGUCUCUACGAGAGGCUCGUAUCACGGAGAAGCUGGAGAAACAACAGAAGAUCGAACAGGAGAGGAAACGCCGUCAGAAACACCAGGAAUACCUCAACAGCAUAUUGCAGCACGCCAAGGACUUCAAGGAAUACCAUCGCUCCAUCACAGCAAAGAUCCAGAAGGCCACCAAAGCUGUGGCCACCUAUCAUGCCAACACCGAGCGUGAGCAGAAGAAGGAGAACGAGCGCAUCGAGAAGGAGCGAAUGCGGCGGCUGAUGGCUGAAGAUGAAGAAGGUUAUCGUAAACUCAUCGACCAGAAGAAAGACAAGCGCCUGGCCUACCUGCUGCAGCAGACGGACGAGUACGUGGCCAACCUCACUGAGCUGGUCCGUGCCCACAAAGCUGCACAGGCUCUCAAGGAGAAGAAGAAGAAGAAGAAAAAGAAGAAGCCAGAGGUUCCAGAAGGUGGUGCUCCUGCGCUGGGGCCUGAUGGAGAGCCUCUAGAUGAGACGAGUCAAAUGAGUGACCUCCCAGUGAAGGUCAUCCAUGUGGACAGUGGUAAGAUCCUGACUGGGGUUGAAGCUCCGAAGGCUGGUCAGCUGGAGGCGUGGCUGGAGAUGAACCCAGGAUAUGAAGUCGCUCCACGUUCAGACAGUGAAGACAGUGGUUCAGAAGAAGAGGAAGAAGAGGAGGAUGAGGACGAGGAGCAGCAUCAGCACGCUACAGCCCCGGCUGAGGACAAGAAGAAGAUCCCAGACCCAGACAGUGAAGAUGUUUCUGAGUUUGACGUGCAGCACAUCAUAGAACACGCCAAGCAGGAUGUGGACGAUGAGUACGGCAACGCAAGCUUCAACAGAGGCCUGCAGUCCUACUACGCUGUGGCUCACGCUGUGACGGAGAAAGUGGACAAGCAGUCCUCACUGAUGGUCAAUGGGCACCUGAAACAGUACCAGAUUAAAGGUCUGGAGUGGCUGGUCUCGCUCUACAACAACAACUUGAACGGCAUUCUGGCCGACGAGAUGGGACUGGGAAAAACCAUCCAGACCAUCGCCCUCAUCACGUACCUCAUGGAGUUGAAGCGAAUCAACGGGCCUUUCCUCAUCAUCGUACCGCUGUCGACUCUGUCAAACUGGGUCUAUGAGUUCGAUAAGUGGGCGCCGUCUGUUGUCAAGGUUUCCUACAAGGGGUCUCCAGCUGCUCGACGGGCAUUCAUUCCCAUCCUGCGCAGCGGGAAGUUCAAUGUCCUGCUCACCACGUACGAGUACAUCAUCAAAGACAAACAAGUGCUGGCAAAGCUUCGUUGGAAGUACAUGAUCGUGGACGAAGGCCACCGUAUGAAGAACCAUCACUGUAAACUGACCCAGGUGUUGAACACCCACUACCUGGCCCCUCGCCGACUGCUGCUCACCGGGACUCCGCUGCAGAACAAGCUGCCUGAGCUCUGGGCUCUGCUCAACUUCCUGCUGCCCACCAUCUUCAAGAGCUGCAGCACGUUUGAACAGUGGUUCAACGCUCCCUUCGCCAUGACCGGAGAGAAGGUGGACCUGAAUGAAGAAGAGACCAUUCUGAUCAUCCGUCGUUUACACAAGGUUCUCCGACCCUUCUUACUGCGUCGGCUCAAGAAGGAGGUGGAGGCCCAGCUGCCUGAGAAGGUGGAGUACGUGAUCAAGUGCGACAUGUCGGCCCUGCAGAGAGUCCUGUACAGACACAUGCAGGCCAAAGGAGUGCUGCUCACUGACGGCUCGGAGAAAGACAAGAAGGGUAAAGGAGGCACAAAGACCCUGAUGAACACCAUCAUGCAGCUGAGAAAGAUUUGCAACCAUCCGUACAUGUUCCAGCACAUUGAGGAGUCCUUCUCUGAACACCUGGGCUACUCUGGAGGAAUAGUCUCUGGACCUGACCUGUACCGCUCCUCAGGGAAGUUUGAGCUGCUGGAUCGUAUUCUGCCCAAGCUCAGGGCCACCUCACACAAAGUGCUGCUUUUCUGUCAGAUGACGACACUCAUGACCAUCAUGGAGGACUACUUCGCUUACCGCAGCUUCAAGUACCUGCGUCUGGAUGGAACCACAAAGGCAGAGGACCGUGGCAUGCUGCUGAAGACGUUCAACGACCCGGCCUCCGAGUACUUUGUGUUCCUGCUCAGUACCAGGGCUGGAGGCCUGGGCCUCAACCUGCAGUCUGCUGAUACAGUCAUCAUCUUUGACAGUGACUGGAACCCACACCAGGACCUGCAGGCCCAGGACAGGGCCCACAGAAUCGGGCAGCAGAACGAGGUGCGCGUGCUGCGCCUCUGUACCGUCAACAGCGUGGAGGAGAAGAUCCUGGCCGCAGCCAAGUACAAACUGAACGUGGACCAGAAGGUCAUCCAGGCCGGCAUGUUCGACCAGAAGUCCUCGGGCUGCGAGCGCCGGGCCUUCUUACAGGCCAUUCUGGAGCACGAGGAGCAGGAUGAGGAGGAAGAUGAAGUCCCGGAUGAUGAGACUGUCAAUCAGAUGAUUGCCAGAAGUGAGGAGGAGUUCGAGCUCUUCAUGCGAAUGGAUCUGGAUCGACGCCGAGAAGAUGCUCGCAACCCGAAGAGGAAGCCCCGCCUCAUGGAGGAAGACGACAUGCCCAGCUGGAUCCUGAAAGACGACGCAGAGGUGGAGCGACUGACGUGUGAGGAAGAGGAGGAAAAGAUGUUUGGCAGAGGAUCCCGUCAACGGAAGGAGGUGGACUACAGCGACUCGCUGACGGAGAAGCAGUGGCUGAAGGCCAUCGAGGAAGGAAACCUGGAAGACAUCGAAGAGGAAGUCCGUCACAAAAAAACUACCAGGAAACGCAAGAGAGACCGCGACCACGACGGACCCACCACGCCCAGCUCCAGCAGCGGCCGAGGUCGAGACAAGGACGAAGAGGUGAAGAAGGCGAAGAAACGCGGACGCCCCCCCGCCGAGAAACUGUCCCCUAAUCCACUGUCCCUCACCAAGAAGAUGAAGAAGAUCGUAGAUGCUGUCAUCAAAUAUAAGGACGGGAACGGACGACAACUCAGUGAAGUCUUCAUUCAGCUGCCUUCCCGUAAAGAGCUGCCGGAGUAUUACGAGCUGAUCCGUAAACCUGUGGACUUCAGGAAGAUCAAGGCGAGGAUCAGGAGCCACAAGUACCGCAGCCUGAACGACCUGGAGAAGGACGUCAUGCUGCUGUGUCAGAACGCACAGACCUUUAACCUGGAGGGGUCGCUGAUCUACGAGGACUCCAUCGUGCUGCAGUCCGUCUUCACCAGCGUGAGGCAGAAGAUCGAGAAGGAGGACGAGAGUGAAGGGGAGGAGAGCGAGGAAGAGGAGGAGGAGGCAGACGAAGGCUCAGAGUCUGAAUCUCGUUCGGUCAAAGUGAAAAUUAAGCUGAGCCGGAAAGAAAAAGGGGAUCGGGGAGGAAAAGGUCAGCGCAGGAGGGGCCGCGGGGCCCGGGCCAAACCUGUGGUGAGCGACGACGACAGCGAGGAGGAGCAGGAGGAGGAACGUUCGGCCAGCGGCAGCGAUGACGACUGAAGUAUCAGACCAGCGCCCCCCUGAGGCCCGACCUGGACUUAUAUAUUCUGUUAGAAAGAGCAGGAGACAGUCGGUGGAGAACAGACUAGUUUUACUUAGAAGAGCGGACGUUUAGUCGACCACUUAUAUCCUCAUCAAAUGACAUUCAUUGAAACCAAUAAAGAAAUAAUCCCACCCCUCACUUCCAUAUUUAAACCACCCCACCUCCCCCCACGACUAGUGUCUCUUUGCCGAUUCUUUUCACCUGGUCAGUGGACAAAGUGACCGCUGGUCAUCAUGACAGACACAUGGUUUUUUUUAACGCUAUUACAUUUUUCUUUUGUCCUUCAUUUACAGACAGAGUGUACAUGUGAACCGGUAGUCACCCCUGACCCCCCCCACUCCCCCCCCCCAGGUCUGUCUUCGAGUGCAUGUGGUGCGUGUCUGUGGAAAUACAUGUGGGCGUGUCUCGACGCCGUCUGUGUUUAAUUUAAGACUAGGGAUCACGGUACAUCCCACACUGCACCCCCCCCCGUCUCUGUGAAGUGGGGUAGGGGGGCGGGGACCAUUUUUCUCCUGUCGGUGUCACUGGAUUCCAAAACAUACAAUAAAGACAUCUCAUGAUUG
Molecule: messenger RNA, 5992 nt
Organism: Cynoglossus semilaevis (tongue sole)
Lineage: Eukaryota; Metazoa; Chordata; Actinopteri; Pleuronectiformes; Cynoglossidae
Gene: smarca4a
Product: SWI/SNF related BAF chromatin remodeling complex subunit ATPase 4a
Exons: 35
Coding region: 494-5386 (1630 amino acids)
Biological process (GO): regulation of DNA-templated transcription
Cellular component (GO): nucleus
Molecular function (GO): ATP binding; histone binding
Source: RefSeq, a predicted model, not a curated record